This is a messenger RNA of Papaver somniferum (opium poppy), 946 nucleotides long. RefSeq names its product probable NAD(P)H dehydrogenase (quinone) FQR1-like 3. Bases 99 to 719 code for a protein of 206 amino acids. The record is from RefSeq and is a predicted model, not a curated record. Gene Ontology annotation, molecular function: NAD(P)H dehydrogenase (quinone) activity; FMN binding. The transcript is spliced from 4 exons. Lineage: Eukaryota; Viridiplantae; Streptophyta; Magnoliopsida; Ranunculales; Papaveraceae.
GGAGAAUCGGAACCGGUGAAUGGGUUGAUUCCGAUUCUUCCACUCCUUAAGUAUAAAGGCAGUCCCCCACCCUCACUGUACAUAUCCAGAUUGUAAUAAUGUUCACCACCAAGAUCUACAUAGUCUACUACUCCUUGUACGGGCACGUUGUUACGAUGGCACGGGAAGUGCAUCGGGGAGCCAAUAGUGUUGAAGGUGUGGAAGCAACCCUUUGGCAGGUACCUGAGACACUUUCUGAGAAGAUACUGGAGAAAAUGAAAGCACCUUGUAAAGAGGACGACGUUCCUGUGAUUAGUCCUGAACAACUUAAAGAGGCUGAUGGAUUUUUAUUUGGAUUCCCUUCACGUUUCGGUAUGAUGCCAGCCCAAUGCAAGGCUUUCUUUGACUCAACGUAUGAACUUUGGGAAACUCAAUCACUCGCCGGAAAACCUGCUGGUAUGUUUUGGAGCACAGGUUUUCACGGAGGAGGCCAGGAGAAUACUGCAUUUACAGCCAUGACAGUAUUGGCACAUCACGGCAUGUUGUUUGUCCCACUAGGGUACACGUUCGGAGAUGGUAUGUAUGAAAUGAAUGAAGUAAAGGGUGGAUCUCCAUAUGGAUCUGGAACUUACGCAGGAGAUGGUACUCGUCUAACAACGGAACUAGAGAUGCAACAGGCAUUUCACCACGGUCAGUACCUUGCGGGUAUCGCAAAGAAGCUCAAGCCUCUUCCAACAUGAAAAAGUAGUGUCACAUUUUCUUUUUAGGCUUUGGCAUGUUGCGCAUGUCAGGCUCCUGGCCUCUUAGUGUUUCGUAUUCUUUGUUUCUUACAUAAAUUAAUGAGUCUAACCGAUCGGUCUCAACGUUGCAAAUAGCAAUACAGAUGUUUUGUUUUAUGAUGUAUCCUGAGAGUAUUAGCAAGUCAGAUUUAAAUUCGACGAAAAGAAAAUAAAAAUAGGUUACUGGU